Molecule: messenger RNA, 924 nt
Organism: Prunus avium (sweet cherry)
Lineage: Eukaryota; Viridiplantae; Streptophyta; Magnoliopsida; Rosales; Rosaceae
Source: RefSeq, a predicted model, not a curated record
AUAGUAAUUAUCUUAUCUAAGCCCUUCCCAAACAAUUGACAUUUGUGAUAGAAUGAAUUGGCAGGAACCAUGCAUAGUUUUCUCUCCUCACUGGAGUCUACGGCUCGGUCCAGCUGUUCAUUUGCUCCAGCGCUGGUCUGGGGAUCAAAACUCUCUACUCAUUCUUGAGAGUGGACCGGAUGUUGAUCUGGCUCUCUUGCCUUUCAAGCCAAUGGAAAUGAAGGUUCUUGAAUGCUCAUUUCUCUCUGGCAUAAGGUUGCAGAAUGUUGAACCGUUGCUGAAGAUAUUGCAACCAAAAGUUGUUCUGCUACCUAAAGAUUUGAAGCAGAUUAGCUCUUUGAAAUCAAAUUCAUGCUCGACCUUUCACUACUGCAUUAAUGAAACGUUACGUAUACCAAGCUUGAAGGACAAUUCAGAACUAGAGAUUGCAACAGAUUUAGCUUCCCAGUUUAAUUGGAGGAACUUGAAACAGGAAAAUAUUAAUAUGACAAGGUUAAAGGGAGAGCUCUGCGUAGAUCAGGGCAGACAACAGUUGUCCACUGGCAAUCAAGAGUCCUCAGAGAGUAGACCGCUGGUACACUGGGGUUCACCUGAUUUGGAGAAGCUUUUGGUUGUGUUAUCAAACAGGGGCAUCAAGGCAACGCUUAGCGAUGCAUUUGGUUCUGAAUCAGAAAGUGCUUCUCUAGUACAUGUCCAUGAUCCCAACCAAGCUCUUAUAGAAGUCAGAACAACAAGCACUGUUAUUAGUACUGCUGAUGAAAGUUUGGCCUCCAUUAUUUUUGAAGCUAUAGGUAGUGUUCUAGAUGGCGUUUAGAUGAAAGGAAUUUCACUUGUUUCAUGCAAUUCUUAUCGGCCAUGUUUGGUGACUAGGAUUGGACUGGCAACAUGCAUAGUUUACUGUAUGUACGAUGAGAUAUUGCUACU